AUGUCCCUCGUCGCCCAAUUCCUCACCCAGAUCAACCAGUAUGUGCGUCUCCAACAAGGCGACAACCUCCGCGCCUGGCUGCAAGUGGAGCCCAACUCAGCAAAAUCCUACUACGACAUGGCCGCCGAGCUGCGUGCCAAGUUCAACACGGCCAGCGGCUUAGAAGCCGCCAUCGACACGCAUUUGCCCGUCGACGACGACGUGCCGGAUGGCCAGGCAGCGGCAUGGCCGAGUUUCCAGUCAUUUAUGAAGGAUUACCUCACGCUCUGGCGGGAUAUCAAUUAUGACGACUUGCUGGGAACGCACGAGUUGCUGACGGCGUUGGUGAACUCCUGCGGCACGGCCUUCACGCAUCCCACCUACGGAGCCAUGCUUCUGCAAGCAAGCAUGUCCUUCUCCGUAACCCUGGCGCGCUUCACGCUCCAGCUCAACAGACGCCCUGAUCUUACGCGGCGCAUCCGCUCUGUCGACGAAGAUAGCGGCGGUAAGUCCGUCGCCGAGUCGUCUGCGGAAAUUAUCCAAAAGAUCUUCACCACGUGUUUGACGGAUCGCUCCGUGGGAAGGGUGCCGGAGGGCAAAAAGGUUGGCGUGUACAUGUUUGCCAAUCUUGUCCUGAAGCUCUUAUUCGCAUGUCGAAGAACAAACCUCGCCAAGAUGAUAUUCGUCAACAUAUCCACCAUCUCACCCCCCUUAUCCCUCUACCCUGCCUCCCAACGCGUCACCUUUCUCUACUAUCUCGGCCGCUUCAACCUGUCCAACCAGCACUACCAACGCGCCGCCCUGUGCCUCGAGCAGGCCUACCUCCAAACGCCGACGCCGCUCGUCUCCCACCGCACCAAUAUCCUGACGUACCUCAUCCCCUGCAACAUUCUCCUCGGCCGCUUCCCCUCGAACCUGCUGAUGCAACGGCCCGAAGCGGCGACGCUCAGAUCCGUCUUCGUCCCGCUCUGUGAAGCCGUUCGCUCCGGAAACUUUAUCCAGUUCCAGCACCACCUUGCCACCCACGAGACGUGGCUCUUCGAAAAGGGCCUUUUGCUGGCUCUGACGCACCGCCUGCGCCCUUUGCUAUGGCGUUCGCUGACUCGCAAGACGUUUGUCCUGACCUAUGUGCCGCCCGCGGACGCUUCUUCCCGAAAAGCAGCCACCCUCGACAUCAGCCACUUGCACGCAGCGGCCGUCUACGUACAGCGCAGACUAGAAGGCUGGAUCCACUACCAUCCAAACGCCCGGGGCAGGCCGUCCUCGCAGGCAAAUCCGUUGUUUAUGAGGGCCGUGACGAACAACGUCCAAGAGUCGGCGGAAACGACGCUUGUUCCUCCGCCACGAGGGCCGACCAAGCUCCGCCCAAAUGAGGGUUUGAUCUGGGGCAAUGCAGAGAUUACGCUGGACGAUGUGGAGAUGGUGGUUGCCACGCUGGUGCAGCAGGGCCUGAUGCAUGGGUUUGUGGCUCACGGGCAGGCGAGGUUUGCGAUUAUAGGGGCCAAGGCCAAGGGCCCUGUUGUCGCGGGGUGGCCCGUGGUUUGGCAAGCCAUUCAGGAGAGGAGGUAUGAGGAAGAUUUUGAUAUCAAUGAGGUGCCUGGGUGGGUGAAGGGUUGA
This is a messenger RNA of Metarhizium brunneum ARSEF 3297, 1596 nucleotides long. RefSeq lists its product as uncharacterized. The record is from RefSeq and is a predicted model, not a curated record. Gene Ontology annotation, biological process: poly(A)+ mRNA export from nucleus. Lineage: Eukaryota; Fungi; Ascomycota; Sordariomycetes; Hypocreales; Clavicipitaceae. Gene Ontology annotation, molecular function: double-stranded DNA binding; RNA binding.